AUGAAGCUGUCAAUAUCUCAGCUAUCACAACUAGCUAUAUUACUGGCCUCGACAACCAAUGCCUAUAUCAUCCCUCAGCACGAAUUCUCUUCAGAUGACGUAAAAGCGAACCUAUGGAAACCUCAUGUACCAUACAUCUUAAAACCUACGAUUAACUCUGAAAAGUUGCAAGAUAUGAUCAAACUGGAGGAAUUAAAUUCCACUGCAUGGGAUUUAUACCAUAUUGCCGAGGAGUCGAUAGAAGAAUAUGGCCAUCCAACAAGAGUCAUUGGCUCCGCAGGACAUUGGAAUACGAUAGACUAUAUCUUAGACCAAUUUGAUGAAAUGAAAGAUUAUUACGACGUUACUUUACAAGAAUUGUAUGCUCUCACCGGCAAUAUUAUAUCUUUCAAUCUAACAGAUGCUAAAACUGGCUAUGAAUUCCCAAAUAUCACAGCCUUUUCCUUAUCCCCUCCAGUCAAUCCCUUUAUCGGUAAGUUAGUUGAAAUUCCAAAUCUUGGUUGUUCACAAGCUGAUUAUGAUGCAGUGGAAUUGUUAAGUGGUGAAGGUGACAAAAUUGCUUUAAUUGAAAGGGGUAAAUGUCCCUUCGGUGAUAAGAGUGAUUUGGCUGGUAAAAACGGGUACCGUUCUGUUGUUGUCUACGAUAAUGAACCAAAUGCUGAAAAUGGAUUACACGCAACACUAGGUACGCCAACUAACAACACAGUCUCUACUAUCGGUGUUCCAUUCGAAGUUGGUAUGGAAUUAGUUGCAAAUAUCGAAUCACAUGAAGACUAUCUAUUAUUUUUCGCAAUGGAUUCUUACGUCAAGAACAUCAGAACCAAAAAUGUCAUUGCUGAUACAAAACAUGGUGAUCCAGGUAAUAUUGUUGGUCUUGGCGCACAUUCAGAUUCCGUGGAAGAAGGUCCCGGUAUCAAUGAUGACGGUUCAGGAACAAUUUCUUUAUUAACCGUUGCCAAACAUUUAACUCAUUUCAAAAUCAAUAAUAAAGUACGUUUCGCUUGGUGGGCUGCUGAAGAAGAAGGGUUGCUAGGUUCGAAUUUCUAUGCUUAUAAUCUUACACAGGAUGAAAACGAAAAAAUUAGAGUCUUUAUGGAUUAUGAUAUGAUGGCCUCACCAAAUUAUGAAUACGAGGUUUACGACGCAAACAAUAUCGACAAUCCAAAGGGUUCUGAAGAAUUGAAAGAUCUUUACAUCGAUUUCUAUAAGAGCAAGAACCUAAACUACACAUUGAUUCCGUUUGAUGGUAGAUCAGACUACGUUGGCUUCAUCGAAAACGGUAUACCUGCAGGUGGUAUUGCGGCCGGUGCAGAAAAAGAAAAUGUGUUCAAUGGUGAAGUAUUAGACAAGUGCUAUCACUUGCUAUGUGACGACGUUUCCAACAUUGCUUGGGAUGCAUUUAUGGUCAAUACACAACUAAUUGCCCACUCUGUUGCUACUUAUGCCAAUUCUUUUGAAGGUUUCCCAGCCAGAGAAAUCAGCAACACCUCUGCUACAACUAUUGCUGAAGCAGAACAUGAAAUAGUGACUCCAUUGUUCAAGUAUAGAGCUGAUUAUCUAAUCAUCUGA
Messenger RNA from Kazachstania africana CBS 2517, 1569 nucleotides. RefSeq names its product aminopeptidase Y (gene APE3). The transcript has a single exon. Gene Ontology annotation, biological process: proteolysis. Lineage: Eukaryota; Fungi; Ascomycota; Saccharomycetes; Saccharomycetales; Saccharomycetaceae. The record is from RefSeq and is a predicted model, not a curated record. Bases 1 to 1569 code for a protein of 522 amino acids. Gene Ontology annotation, molecular function: metalloexopeptidase activity.